AUGGCGCCGGAGUUGAAGAGAAAAGGGGCCGGGGAGGAUGAGGAGAGCGUGGGAAAGCUCACCGCGCACUCGAAUCGGACAGAGGAGGGCCGGAAGGUGGAGCUCGACGGAAGGGGGCGGAGGUCCGAGCGGCCAUCAAUGGCGGCCGGCGGGGAGGUGGUCGAUUCGGGCGAGGAAAGCUCAAAUGGGUUCGGGGAAGGAGCGGAGGAGGUGUGGGGUGAAGUUGUGCGGCUCUGGGCGCAGGGAAUCGAGUCCCCUCCACGAACCCAAUUCCCCUCCACGAACCCAACGCCCACGAUUAUCACCGUGCCUUCCUCAAAUCCUACUAUUACCAUCCCUUCCUUGAACCCUUUGCCCACACCUAUCACCGAUCCCCCUCCUUCCGCAGCACCGCCAGCCCCAGUCAUAUAUCCACUGCCAACGCCUUCGACCUCCUCCCCACCGACGGUGCCGGUCACCAAUCCCGCUGUAACCACACCGUCCACUUUCCCUCCAUCAGCACCAUUCACCAACCCACCAGCGUCAAACCCAACACCUACACCUCCUCCUGCUCAAAUAAUCACAGCUCCAGCUGUAUCUAGUCAGCAGGUCUGGUGUGUGGUCAAAGCUGCUGGCUCAAGCGAUGCUGCGCUCCAGAAUGCGCUUGACUACGCGUGCGGCAUUGGGGGAGCAGAUUGCUCAGCUAUUCAGCCAUCAGGAAGCUGCUACUAUCCAAAUACUCUCCCGGGCCAUGCAUCCUAUGCUUUCAACACCUAUUACCAGAGGAACCCUGCACCGUCGAGCUGUGACUUUGGGGGAACGGCAAUGCUUGUCACUGCUAAUCCAAGCUCAGGGAGCUGUGUCUUCGCAUCGUCAUUAAGCUUUAUUUUUAUAUCUCACAAACAAAGUCGAGUUUGGACAAGAUAUUUUACAAAAUUGUGUAUCAUCAUAUCAUCUACAUUUGUGAUUUUUUGGGUGAAUUUAAACAACUUUUUUGCUGUGGUUUGUAUGAGUUUUCACAAAAGCCAUGUUUGCACUAGAUACGUUCCUGGAUACAAUCCUGCCUCCACUGCUACUCCAUUGGCAUCAUCAUCUGGUUCUGAUUCUGGAUCACCAGUGCUGAAUGCUAGUGGGGCAGGCUCUUCAGAACCAUCAGAGUUUAGCCCAGACAUCCCAGGAGCAGUUGACUUGGACAACGCUUGGAGGUCAAUUAAUCUGCCCCACUGGUCCUGGGCAGCCAUGGUCUGGAUUCUGCAUUUUGUGUGCAUAUAGAAGGAUUGGUUUGAAAACACGCAGGAGCAAAAGGCUAGAGCACUAGGAAGGUAGAGAUUUAGAGAAUCAGGCGGUCAGGCCUUAGCUUGACUAAGUCUGUGAAUGUAUGGAGUAUGUUGAUUGAUAAUUAGGGCAGUUGUAUGGUACUCCAGUUAGUAGUAGGAACUGGGAACUAAGUAGUUCUGAUGGAUGCACUCACCCUGACUGUUCACUCAUUAGUAGAUGUAGCUGCUGCCUGCCUCCUUUUGAUCUGAGAAACGUCCUAUGUGUGACUGAGCUGAACAACUAAUGGCAUACAUGGUCGUUUUGUUUUAGCUGC
Panicum virgatum (switchgrass) is the source of this 1570-nucleotide messenger RNA. Its product is annotated as cell wall protein DAN4-like. The record is from RefSeq and is a predicted model, not a curated record. The transcript has 6 exons. Bases 1 to 1251 code for a protein of 416 amino acids. Lineage: Eukaryota; Viridiplantae; Streptophyta; Magnoliopsida; Poales; Poaceae.